AUGGAUAUUCUAAAGCUCCUAUCGCGAGGAACCAAAAAGACCCAAAAGGGCUCCCAAAAUGCCUUCAACCCUCAGCAGAAGCUUCCCUCUGCUGGCACUAGCACGAACCCUCAGCUGUACCACGAUCAAGUCCGCGGACAGAAGCGAAAGCGAACAAAGAAUGAACCCGAGCCCGAGGCUAAAGUAGACCUGCCCGAGGUCGACUUCUUUGCCCCCAAGCCUGAGCCCGUCGCCGAAGCACCCGUCGAAGUGGAAGAACCUGUCCAAGCGCUGAAACCUACACGAUCAUCUCGAUUAUUGAGCGAGGACGAGUGUCGCCAGCUCCUGCGAUCGCAUCGACUCAAGAUUACUCUACUCUCAAAGACUGAAGACCAGUCCAAGGUCAAGAAGAGCAAGAAGAAGCAGAAGAAGGCCGCCGUCGAAGUCAAGAAGGAUGACAAGAAGCAGCUUUUCCCACAGCCCUUGGACUCUUUCGGCGAGCUUCGAAAUGCCUACGGUCUUUCGGACAAGGUCGCCGACAACCUUGUUUUCCAAGGAUACCGAGUUCCUACUGAAGUUCAAAUGGGUAGCUUGCCUCUUCUGGUUCACCCCCAAGCGGCAUUGAAGGACGAGGAUGGAUUGGACGGAGGCGUCGACUUCCUGGCCAUUGCUCCUACAGGAAGUGGAAAGACUAUCAGCUUCUUGAUCCCUGCUAUCAACAAUAUCUUGCGCAGGCGCUCUGAAGAAAAUGCCGGCGACAUCCAUGAGCUUGAAGCAGUUAUUGUUGCACCGACUCGAGAACUGGUGCACCAGAUCGUCAGCGAAGGUCAAAAAUUGGCUAAGGGCACCAGCCUUAGGGUCGUGUCGAUGAAGAAGCACACUCAACUAUCGGCCGAACAGGUAGACAUGGCAGAGGACAGCUCUGAAGACGAAGAGGACAAGGAGUCAGAAUCAGAGGAUGGCGACGAGAAACCUUCCGAUGACAAGCCCAAGCAGAUCACCAAGGCUGAUAUCCUGGUCACCACACCCUUCCUUCUAUUCAAGUUUCUCACCUCUGGGCCUCCUAGCACACAAAAGGUCCUUCCUACUGUGCGAGAUUUGAUUUUGGAUGAGGCUGAUGUUCUCCUUGACCCUCUUUUCCGGGACGCCACGAUGGCUGACUGGACAGCUUGCACAAACACCAACCUCAGAGUAUCAUUCUGGUCUGCUACCAUGGGAUCAAACAUCGAGUCUAUGGUCACAGAGAAGUUGAUUGCAAGGGCGCAGUCGUUGGAUAUCACACCCAAACCCUUUGUUCGGUUGGUCGUUGGCCUCAAGGAUACAGCCGUGCCAAACAUUGCUCACAAGCUCAUCUACACUGCAUCGGAGCAAGGUAAACUACUUGCCCUACGUCAAUUGCUACACCCUACAGCCAGUGAUGAUUCGGGCCCCCCGCUACGACCCCCUUUCUUAGUUUUUACGCAAACUAUCGACAGAGCGAUUGCUCUGCAUGAAGAGUUGCAGUACGAUAUUCCUCUCGAGGCUGGUGGCGCUGCAAGAAUUGCUGCUCUGCAUAGCGGUCUCACAGACUCUGCUCGAUCUUCCAUCAUGCGCAAGUUCCGCGCCGGAGACAUUUGGAUUUUGAUCACAACAGACGUGCUAGCGCGAGGUGUGGACUUUGCCGGUGUCAACGGCGUUGUCAACUACGAUGUACCUGGAUCCAGCGCUGGCUACGUCCAUCGCGCUGGACGAACAGGUCGUGCUGGUCGCGAAGGUGGCGUCGCAGUCACCUUCUAUACCAAGGAAGACAUUCCUUUUGUCAAGAUGGUUGCCAACGUGAUUGCUGUCAGCGAGAAGCAGGCUGGAAAGACGGGAGACGAGGCUGGUGUGCAAAAAUGGCUGCUCGAUGCUUUGCCAAAUGUUGGCAAGGCGGACCGCAAGAAACUCAAGGAGAGAGGUAAUGAGGCCCGACGAAGCGGUGUAAAGUCCAAGAUCUCAUCCAAGAGUGGUUACGAUAGACGCAAGGAGAACAACCGUCUUGGUGCUAUCGAGGGAAGCAAGAAGAGAAAACUACAGCCCAACGAUGACAGUGGUGAUGAUGGAGAAUGGGGUGGUUUUGAUGACUAG
Fusarium venenatum is the source of this 2085-nucleotide messenger RNA. Its product is annotated as ATP-dependent RNA helicase ROK1. The record is from RefSeq and is a predicted model, not a curated record. Gene Ontology annotation, biological process: maturation of SSU-rRNA. Gene Ontology annotation, cellular component: 90S preribosome. Gene Ontology annotation, molecular function: nucleic acid binding; ATP binding; RNA helicase activity. NCBI's taxonomy places the organism in Eukaryota, Fungi, Ascomycota, Sordariomycetes, Hypocreales, Nectriaceae.